UCUACCCAAUUUUUAACUGAAACUUGGGAAAACAACAACAAGCCUUGUCCAGAUUUUGAACCAAUCUAUCGCUGAAGCUGCUCCCAGGUGAAUGUGUCCCCUUAGGGGGGGGAAUGGGUUGCGGUGCUUCGGCUUCUCACACUGGCAGCAACAACGCAUCCCUGCACACGAGUCGCAGCAUCAGAAUCAACAUUAUCGAAGCCACAAGUAUACUGGACUAUGAAGACACCGAUGUAGGAAGCUCCCGUAGGCAGACACCCGUAGCUCCUCGUCCCCACACACCCAGCGUGUCGUUGCACAAGCAAACUUUGACACGGAGCACAUCAGCGUAUAUUUCACAGCAGCAGAUCGUGUCCAGUGAGCCUGUGGUAUCUUGUGAGGGCGAGCGGCCUUCCUCCCCCGUCCCCAGUGGGAACAAAACUCUACGUCGCUCUCAGACUCUGGACAUCGAGGAGAAAGAGGAUUUGCGUCUCAUCGUGCACUGAGAAUAAGGGUUGCGGUUGAGGUGCCGGUGGAUAGAAGCGCCUAGCUGACAAGUGGUUUUUUUUUUUCUUGAAGUCCAAUCAUAAAUGUAAGAUUUUUAAAGUUUGGAGGUCUUAAGUGAGUGCAGCUCCAAGAGGAAAUCGACAUGGCUAAUACCACGAGAUUCGACAUUGUCAUUGGAUACAAUGUCAGUGAUCUGGAAUUUGUACAAAAACUUGCAGAAAAGUUGAGAUCCUCGAGCAUGAGUGUAUGGUACACUAACCCAGAUGGAGAUGCGACCCAGACCAGCGAUGCUAUUUUGGGAUGCAAGAUCUACCUGCCAGUGAUGACGGAGGAGUCCGCCGUGGACAAACACAUCCAGGAGCAGCUGUCUCUGGCCUACAUCUCUAACUCGGCCAUCUACCCGCUCUCUCGGAUUCGCUUCCGUUUCCUUUCUCCCAAGCUCAGCGGAGGAGCGAAACUGAUGUUGGCCAAAAUCAACUGGUGCUUUGUGUUCAGCAUGGAUGAGUUUGAGGAGAAAACGGACGCGAUCAUCAAGUGUAUGAGGAGGGAUCUCGAGAACAUGACAUCCGAACGUGGGGAAGAUGAACAUCUGCAGAACGCUGGAUUUUUCAGCACUCACGGCGUGACAGUCGCCUUCUCUCACGGCUUGGAGCUGGGUGGUGACGGCUCAGGCUUUGAUGGGGUCAUCCCAGGGGUGGACCUGUCCACUAUCAGUGGGGACACGCACUUUUGGGACCGACACUUUAAGGGAGAGACUGAGGUUUCUUGGACAGAUUUCCGAGACCGCUUCCUACAGGACUACGGGGGUAAAAUUAAAGAAGAGUUUUCUGAAUACCCCGAGGAGCGCACAAAGUUCUUUGUCAACCUCAUGUAUAAGGACAUAUUUGAACUGAGCAAGCGUGUGCGACGCAGUGUUUACGAUCAUUUCUGCCUGGAAUUUGAGCCGCACUCCUUCUUCAAUCGCCUGCAGCAGUAUGUGCUGGCCUACAUGUCCCUGCGUGAAGUCAUCAGUAUGGACAGUAGCUUGAGAAUUCCCACCAUACAAAGCUUAGGUCAGUACUCCUUCCCGGCCAUCGUCUCUGGUUUGUCGGACAUGCUCAAGGACGAUGACCCCAACAUUCGGGCCGUGGCAGCUAUUGCCUUAGCCCAUGCAGGCAAGCAGCGGCCGUCAACAGUGGACAAGUUACUUGGCCUGAUGGAAGAUGAGGAUCGGCUUGUUCGGGAAAGUGCAUGCUUGAGUCUGGGCUUCCUUCGAUCCACCAAAGCCGUACCCUACAUUGUGGACCGCUGGCGCAAUGAUCCCAUCUCUACUGUCAGAGAGGCAGCAGAGCUUGCCCUCAGCAAGAUGGAGACGUCUGACGCCAAGCGGUGCAUGAAGGUCACUCAAGUUCUGUCGUCAGAGAUGAAGGCUCUCAAUCCCAGUGCUGUGAGCUGAGCAGAAGUCUCCGGGCCAAUGUCAGCACCAGUGGAAGACGCUACGUGAAGAUUUGUUUGUCCUACAGUAAAGCCAGUCAAAGUUUGGCACAAAGUGCAGGAAUGUUACACCUUUACUACUAAAUGUCAGUCGUCUGUCUGGGUACUAACAUUUUUAUUAAUGUGGACGUUUGGAAAAUGUCAGUUUGAGUUGUGAAGAUCGGUGGUGCUGGUUGUGAUGAUGAACAGGAAAGCAGGGGGGCAAAAAAGUACAAAAGCUAUUUACCUUCCUUAUUGACCAAUAUAUGCACUAUGUACAAGGUUAGCUUUAUCUCAGAAACAGGAGGCUUGAGCCUCUUUGUCCCUGAGUCUCUCCUCUACUUCUUCAAGUUGCUGCUCCAACCCUUUUAUUCUCCUAUGGAGUCCAUGACUUUCGUAGGAACAAGUUCAGGUUGUCUGUACGGGCAGCUCUGUCUUCCUUGUCUUCCACUGCUUUCUCUAGGUUAUCUCUUGUUUCCUUCAGACUUUUGGCCUUCUUCUUCAGAUUUACCACUGACAUAUCAGCCUCAUCCCUCUUUCUCUUCCUUCCUUCCACAUCCAGUCUUCUCUUCUCCUCCUCUUUCUGCCUAAUGUAGAGAUUUAGGAAAAUAAAAAGAAACAAAAUAUUGACCUGAUCACAACUUCAAUGCUAGAGUACUGACUGAAACAAGAAAAAAGUUAUUUCCAGAAAAGUAGGAUUUAUACUUUUUAUUUAAAACUUUGGAAAGAACCUCUCCACAAACUGUUUCAAGGAAGUAGGGCUACAAUAAUUUAAAAACUGAAGGAAAUCUCUAGAUUCUAAAAUUCCAGGACAUUCAUCAAAGAAGUUUCAUUGACUCUACAGCCUGGUCAUGCAUGGGCAAAAUAUGACUACCAUAUAUAGAGAUUAAUUUUGUACUGCACAAUGUGUUACAAGAAACCUGUUAAACUGUCAACCUCAAAAGAUGAAAGCUUAAAGGUUAAGUUAACAUUGCUAAUUUUUCAUAAAGGGCAUUUUUUUGCACACUUUGCAAGAAAGUAACUAUACCUUUUUUUUUAAUGCUACGAUUGUCACCUUCUCCACACCACCAACUGUUCGAAUGUAGUCCUCAACCACUCUCCGAGCCACAACACCUGACUUCUAGGGUGUAUGAAACAAACCAUUAAAUUCUUGAGCACUCCGACCGAAAUCAUAAACUACGAGGGUCAUUGAAAAAGUUUUGCCUCCAAGUUCAUAGUUUCUUUAUUACUGAUGAAAGUUAUACACCAAAUGAAAGCUUAGGAUGUCUGCUACAUGACAGUACCUUUGUUUUUCAACAUAUUCGCCUUCUUUGUCGAUGCAGAUCGGCCAACGUCGAAUAAGUUGUUGCAUGCCGUCAGCGAAAAAUUCAUGUGGUUUUCCUCUGAACCAGCGACGCACAUCUUCUUGAACUUCAUCGUCAUUUGCAUAACGUUUUCCUUUGAGGUGCUCCUUCAACUUAGGAUAAAGAUAAAAGUCAGAUGGAGCAAGGUCAGGACUGUAUGAUGGGUGUGGUAAGGUCUCUUGAAAUCUGAGUCUUUUCGUGGCUCUUGAGUUUGUUGACUCGUGUGUGGACAGGCGUUGUCGUGGUGCAAAAUUGCAUUUUUUUUCCGGGCCGAACUCAUGACAGCCGUGCUCUAAGUUUUCUCAGGGUCUCAAUAUAUUAUUCAGAGUUGAUAGUGGAACCCUGAUCCAAAAAUUCCAUAUAUGAAUCAAACCAUCGCAGUCCCAAAACACUGUCAUAAGCACUUUCUUUGCAGAUGAAACAACUUCGAACUUCUUGGGGCUAGGUGAAGCAGUGGGCCUGUAUUCUUUCGAUUGUCUUUUGUUCUCUGGGUCAUAAUGGUGUACCCAAGUCUCAUCUCCUGUGACUAUACGGUGUAAGAAAGCUUCACCUUUAUCAGUAUAACGAGCCAGGAGUUCAUCAAUAACUUGUCUUCGGUUCAGUUUCAGCUCGGGUGACAACAUGUGGGGAACCCACCGUGCACACAUUGUCCUGUAACCCAACACAUCAUGGAUAAUAUAGUGAGCACUCCCUACAGAAAUCCCUAAAAUUUCACUGACAUCUCUCACUUUUAUCCUCCGGUUUGCUUGGAUGAUCUCAUCCACUCUCUCCUGAUGUUGAACAUCACUGGCAGAGUUGGGACGACCACAACGAGCUUGGUCAUGCAAAUCUGUCUCUGCUGGACUGGUUUCAGCGAACUCCUUUGCCCGUCUUUGAACAGAAAUUACAUAUCUACACAUGCUUCCUUUUAGACAAGCUUCAUUCGCCUGUCAAUAUCAAUGGGUGCAGCUCCCUCUGCAGUAAGGAACUCAAUAACAGCUCUUUGCUUUAACCCUGUCAGACCGUCGGGAAUACUCAAAACAUCAAUUAUGCCGGAUUACCGCUUGACCGGUAAUUGAGAGGCCGCGUCAUAAAAUCACGUCAUAUUUGAAAAUAGCAAGCCAAUCAGCUCUAAACUCCGCAUUUAGUGUGAGAAUUGAUCAUUGUAAAUGGUAGACUCCAUGAGGUUGGACUGCAGUGUUGUUUGUCUUCUAAAUUUUGGAUUUUUAUCGCCAUGAAGAGACGUGCUGUUGAGCCAAUGAGCCAAGCACUUCGACAGGAAAAAGGGCUAGGUCUCAACUCUUUACCACACAAGAAGUGCUUGAAGACCUAUCCGAUUAUGAAGGAGAUCUUGAUCAUGACUUUGAGAGCAGUGUAGUAGUGAUGAAAGCAUGGACUUGGACAAUAGAGGUGAUGAUGGAGAUUUAACUUCAAAUUCGAAUAGGAACGAUAGAUCUAGAUCUAGACCUGAAUCUAGCACUAGAGAAAGGGGGCAUGACCCUGUUACACUAAACCAAAACAAAGUAACAACAGUGCCAACAAUAGUAGUAGUAGUACACUUACCUUGUUAUGAGAUAAAUGCAAUGUAGAAUCUCUAGACUUAGACUUGGGAAAAACAAAUGCAGGUCGAUGCACAUGUGAGAAGAAAGGUCCUCUCUUAACAACUAGAUCAAGAUACUGAUCACAUGGUUCAUCACACGAGAAAAGCAAUGGGAAGCGUGUCAGGCAGCUCGAAUGACUGGAGGCUUUUAAUACUACCGAAGGCAUCCUCAAUUCUUUGUUUUAGGGUCGAGCCAACGAUCGAGUGAGGUGACAAUCGUACGUGCGAGUUGUGCGAUCUUCCACACAACAUUCGAUUCCCAUAUCGAUAUCAUAUUUGUUGACUUUAAAUAGUACAAAAUGAAUGAAUACAAGGCAUAGAUUGCCGAUACAGAAUGAUAUCAAUCGGAUCGAGUACGAAAAAACCCAGUGCGACCGAAAAUGGAAGCUCGAACUUCAUCAUUCGAAAAAAAA
Aplysia californica (California sea hare) is the source of this 5273-nucleotide messenger RNA. RefSeq lists its product as uncharacterized. The coding region runs from base 629 to 1921 and encodes 430 amino acids. Lineage: Eukaryota; Metazoa; Mollusca; Gastropoda; Aplysiida; Aplysiidae. The record is from RefSeq and is a predicted model, not a curated record. The transcript is spliced from 10 exons. Gene Ontology annotation, molecular function: oxidoreductase activity.